Lycium ferocissimum is the source of this 2387-nucleotide messenger RNA. RefSeq lists its product as uncharacterized. The transcript is spliced from 9 exons. Lineage: Eukaryota; Viridiplantae; Streptophyta; Magnoliopsida; Solanales; Solanaceae. Gene Ontology annotation, molecular function: beta-glucosidase activity. The coding region runs from base 263 to 2155 and encodes 630 amino acids. Gene Ontology annotation, biological process: glucan catabolic process. The record is from RefSeq and is a predicted model, not a curated record.
AUAAUAUGUGAACAAUCACCAAGAGCUCUACAUUUUUUUUUCCUACCAAAUUUUAUCCAAUCAUAAAAAAAAAAAAAAAAACAUUAAAAAAGAAAAAUCUUAACAAGUUUGUUAUAUUGAGUUCUUGAAAUAUCAGCUGUUUUAUGUUUCCUUUCCGACCUUUUACCUAACUUUACUGGUUGUUUGUUCAUUAUUUUUUUACUGUUGUGUUGUAUCAUAUUGUCUUGAAGAAGAUUAUUGAGGUUGUAAAAAGAGAAAAAAAAUGGGGAGAUUUGCAAUAGUACCCUUUAUGGGAUUUGUGCUAUUUUGUCUCUUGGCUGUGGUUACAGAGGCAGAGUACAUGAAAUAUAAGGAUCCAAAACAAAAAUUGGGUGUUAGAAUUAAAGAUUUGAUGAAAAGAAUGACUCUUGAAGAGAAGAUUGGUCAAAUGACACAAAUUGAGAGGAAAGUUGCCUCUGCUGAUGUUAUGAAGAAGUACUUCAUUGGGAGUUUAUUGAGCGGUGGAGGGAGUGUACCACGACAGAAUGCCACAGCUGAGGAUUGGGUGAAUAUGGUAAACGAGUUUCAAAAGGGUGCUCUUGCGACUCGCCUUGGUAUUCCCAUGAUUUACGGAAUUGAUGCAGUUCAUGGCCACAAUAAUGUCUACAAAGCUACCAUAUUUCCUCACAAUGUGGGGCUUGGUGUCACCAGGGAUCCUGAUCUUGUAAAGCGGAUCGGGGCUGCAACUGCACUUGAAGUCAGAGCCACCGGAAUACAAUAUGCUUUUUCUCCAUGCAUUGCAGUAUGUAGAAACCCAAGGUGGGGUCGUUGUUAUGAAAGCUACAGCGAAGAUCUUAAUAUUGUGCGCAGCAUGACAGAGAUCAUUCCUGGUUUACAAGGCGAUGUACCGGCUAACAUGAGCAAGGGUGUUCCCUAUGUUGGUGGAAAGACAAAGGUUGCAGGUUGUGCUAAGCACUUUGUGGCAGAUGGUGGCACAGUGAACGGAAUCGAUGAAAAUAACACAGUAGUCGAUUCAAAAGGAUUAUUUAGCAUCCACAUGCCUGCAUAUUACGAUUCAGUCAUAAAGGGAGUCGCAACAGUGAUGGCAUCUUACUCAAGCUUGAAUGGUGAAAGGAUGCAUGCCAACACACAUCUACUCACUGGUUUCCUCAAGAAGAGGCUGAACUUCAGGGGCUUUGUCAUUUCAGAUUGGGAAGGUAUUAACCGGAUUACUAACCCCCCUAACGCUAAUUACACGUAUUCAGUUGAAGCAAGUGUUAUGGCAGGAGUUGACAUGAUUAUGGUACCGGAGAAUUAUACCGAUUUUAUUGGCAAUCUUACUUACCUAGUGGAAAAAAACGCCGUUCCCAUGAGCAGAAUUGAUGAUGCCGUGAAGAGGAUAUUAAGGGUUAAGUUUGUCAUGGGACUCUUUGAGGACCCAAUGGCUGAUCUUAGCUUGGCCAAACAUUUGGGUAGCCAGGAACAUAGAGAAUUGGCAAGGGAAGCAGUAAGGAAAUCACUAGUUCUUUUGAAGAAUGGCAAGAAACCUGAUCAACCGUUACUGCCCCUUCCAAAGAAAGCACCAAAGAUACUUGUUGCUGGAAAGCAUGCAGACAACUUGGGUUACCAGUGCGGAGGCUGGACGAUUGAAUGGCAGGGUGUUCCUCACAAUAAUCUUACAAUUGGAACUACCAUUUUAACUGCAAUCAAGAAUACUGUUGAUCCUUCAACAAAAGUAGUAUACAACGAAAAUCCCGACACAUCCUUUGUGGAGUCGAACAAAUUCGACUAUGCUAUUGUCGUUGUCGGUGAACCAACAUACGCUGAGAUGUUCGGUGACAGCUCAAAUCUCACAAUUCUUGAUCCUGGUCCUAGCAUCAUUCAAGACGUCUGCGGGGCAGUAAAGUGUGUCGUAGUCGUCAUAUCUGGCCGCCCAGUUGUCAUGGAGCCAUACGUUGAGAAAAUGGAUGCACUUGUGGCUGCUUGGCUUCCAGGUACUGAAGGACAAGGUGUUGCUGAUGCUCUGUUUGGUGACUAUGGAUUCACUGGAAAACUCGCGCGCACUUGGUUCAAGAGAGUCGAUCAGCUCCCAAUGAACGUUGGCGAUCCACAUUAUGAUCCUUUGUUCCCCUUCGGAUUCGGACUCACAACUCAGCCAGCAGUGAAAGCAAACUAGAAAAAAAAAAACAUGAUUAGUGAAGUCAUUUUUCAAGAAAAAUAUCAUAAUAUGGUUAAGAGCUCUUGGUAGGUUAGCAAGCAAAAGAAAAAAAAACUGAGUAAAAUUAUCAUCAAUGCCAGUAUCUUGUUAUUUUCUUAUCCAGUGUUGUAAAUAAGCACUAGGCAUAUAAUUGUACUGAGCUUGCUUGAGGUUCAUAUAAAUAAUAUGCUAUCCAAUAUGUUUCUUUAAA